This is a messenger RNA of Eruca vesicaria subsp. sativa (arugula), 465 nucleotides long. NCBI's taxonomy places the organism in Eukaryota, Viridiplantae, Streptophyta, Magnoliopsida, Brassicales, Brassicaceae. The record is from the annotation of a GenBank genome assembly.
AUGGCCUUGAGUCAAAAUUCGGAGGCCUCUAUUUAUUCAACGAGAAGCUCCAAUGGCCCUUUAUGUCAUUGUUCACAACCGACUGUCUUGAAGAUAUCAUGGAGCGAUGACAAUCCAGGGAGGAGAUAUUACAAGUGUGAAGACCAUGGAUUUCUUCUAUGGCAUGACAAGGAACGAGCGUGCCUUUGGCAGAAGCAGAGUCUGUUGGAGGCGAGGGAGAAGAUACUGACACAGACGGAAGAAAUUAAGGCUUUGUGUGCCUCUCUCCGUCAAGCACAUGGUCAGCUUGCUGCAUUAGAGAUUUCAAGUUCUUCGUGUUCUGUGAAUGAAACUCUGAAGUCCAUUGAAAAUUGCGUGACGGCGCACAUCAUUGAGACAGAGAAGGUCUUACGUAAAUUCGUUCGCUAUUCAGGUGGAGGUUUUGUCUUAGCUACUGCUUUACUCGUUUUUUUCCUUAAAAAGUAG